This is a messenger RNA of Cucurbita maxima (winter squash), 386 nucleotides long. Its product is annotated as malignant T-cell-amplified sequence 1 homolog. The coding region runs from base 9 to 386 and encodes 125 amino acids. Gene Ontology annotation, biological process: formation of translation preinitiation complex. The record is from RefSeq and is a predicted model, not a curated record. The transcript is spliced from 5 exons. NCBI's taxonomy places the organism in Eukaryota, Viridiplantae, Streptophyta, Magnoliopsida, Cucurbitales, Cucurbitaceae.
GUGCAGUAAUGGUUUAUUCUCUAAUAUUAUUAAACAAUAAUAUAGGUUUGGAAACGCAAACUUCAGUGCCUGAAGGGAUGUCGAAUGGGUUUUCUACGGAAGAAGUGUCUGCUCAGAAUCAAGGCAAGGCAUCGCUACACCGGAGAAUUCGACAAAGUAUAGCAGAAGAAUAUCCAGGACUAGAACCCGUUUUGGAUGAUUUGCUUCCUAAGAAAGCUCCUCUGAUUGUAACUAUGAGUCAGAACCAUCUCAAUCUGGUUGUUGUGAACAAUGUGCCACUCUUUUUUAAUAUCCGUGAUGGCCCCUACAUGCCUACCCUAAGGUUGCUUCACCAAUACUCUUUCAAAGAAUAUUUUAGCAACAAACUUGGAAAGUCUCAUGGUUAA